Ruditapes philippinarum (Manila clam) is the source of this 1932-nucleotide messenger RNA. Its product is annotated as betaine--homocysteine S-methyltransferase 1-like. The coding region runs from base 243 to 1364 and encodes 373 amino acids. The record is from RefSeq and is a predicted model, not a curated record. Gene Ontology annotation, molecular function: methyltransferase activity; zinc ion binding. NCBI's taxonomy places the organism in Eukaryota, Metazoa, Mollusca, Bivalvia, Venerida, Veneridae. The transcript has 7 exons.
AGGCUACAUACUGUGUAAUUGCUCUAUCAUAUAAACGGUGUUCCAUAAUUUCACAUAAUCAUGGAUGUUAUCAACCCGAUGUGUAAAUAACACACUUUGUAUGGUAAACAUUCAUGUAGAUGCCCCUGAUUUUUCUCGCUUACAAUCUCUAAUUUAUACAUUGUAAGGUUUUGAAAGACAUCACUCCGUCUUGGAUUUUGAAGGGAAUCUAGAGGAGCAUUUUGAAGGGAAUCUAAAGGAGCAUGACGACAAAAGGACUAGCCGAACGCCUUAAAGAUGGUGAAAACAUCAUCAUCGCAGAGGGAUAUAUGUGGGAAUUCGAGCGUAGAGGUUAUUUGAAGAGCGGCGGUUUUGUACCGGAAGUCGUCUUAGAAAACCCAGAAAUGGUCAAAGCAAUGCAUCGCGAAUAUGUCCACGCAGGAAGUGACGUUGUAGAAGCAUUUACGUAUUAUGCUCAUCGUGAGAAGUUGCGAUCCAUUGGAAGAGAAGAUGAUCUUGAAAGAAUGAACAAGGCCGCUCUUCGUAUGGCACGUGAGGUUGCAGACGAAACUGGUACACUUAUGGCGGGAAAUAUAAACGGAACUGGUGUUUACAGCGUCGAUGACAAAGAUUCUCAUACUUACGCAAGAGACAUGUUCACUGAACAGGUGCAAUGGGCCAUUGACGGUGGGUGUGACUAUAUCAUUGCAGAAACGUUCUGUUACCUUGGUGAAGCUUUGAUAGCUCUUGACGUCAUCAAAAAAGCAGGCGUCCCUGCCGUCAUGACCUUGACCCCUUACGUUCCCGACAUAACCCUUGAUGAUAUACCAUUCCCGAAAGCUUGCCGCACUUUAGAAGAGGAAGGUGCCGCGGUAGUAGGCUUAAAUUGCUCCAGAGGACCAGAUACCAUGUUGCCCUUAUUACGGAAGAUAAGAAAAGCUUGUAAGGGACCGAUUGCUGCCCUGCCUGUUCCAUUUAGAACCACUGAGAAAUAUCCGACUUUUAUGUCAUUCCGAGAAUCGGACACUGAUCGCCAUCUGUACCCACUUGACCUUACAUGUUGUUUGUGCAAUAGAAGUGACGUCAAACGAUUCGCCGAGGAAGCGAAAGAUAUCGGCGUCCAAUAUAUCGGACUGUGCUGCGGGAACGCUGCAAACAUGUUACGCGAGGUGGCGCAGGUUUACGGCCGGGAGCCGCCCUCGUGCGCAUACUCGCCGGACAUCUCUCUUAAUAUUCUAAUCGGUGAAACAGGCGAGAAAAUUAAUAAAGCUCAUUCAAAGGUUAGAAAAUUCUCUAUAGGAGAUUUUACAUUGAGUGAACUAAAGCAAUUAAACCUGCAAGCUCACCAUGAAACAGAAGAGGAACAUAAAGACACUGACAAUUGAACAAAAGAAAAAGCAAUAAUAUUUCCCCUUUCAUGUAACUGAUUUCUGUAGAGGGGUUUACUUCUCAAAAGGACAGACAUUUUGUUGUACAUGCAGUUCUAAAUUUCACAUUAUGGUAUUAUAAGUUUAAUUUACCCUAUCAGUAAGGAUAUAACUUCAUACACGAAUGACGUAUUUUGUCCUAUUUAAGUUGAUGGUCAAUAUCAAUGACGUUUAAAAUUACGUCACAUGAACGGACAUUUCUUGACAUUUGAUACAAUUGCACAGUAUAUUGAGGAUAUUUGUUUCUUUAGAGCGAAUAUGCUAUAUAUCACAUAUCACACUGAGAAGUGAGAAAAUUGUCACGAGCGCACACCCAAAGCUAUAUCACCCACACUGUGAGUGAUACUAUAGAUUUUUUGAUUUUAUUUCACGAACUUAACCCAAUAUUUCACUGUUUAUCAUAAAUAAAAUUAAUCACAAAAAGCACAAACUUCUUCUACAGAAGUUGUAUUUAUGUGAUAGUAUAUAUUAUACAUGUAUCUGCACUGAUUCUAUUUUUAGAUAUUGUAAUAAAGUAUUUAUCGGA